AGCUGCUAAAGGUCCAGGGCAGAACCCCCCAGUCCCCCAGACUCCAUCCCAGCCAGCAGCCUCUGACCUCAGACGGAGCACUGCCCCCUAGUCCUCACCACUCACCUUACUCCCCCCAGAGGAGCAGCCCUAGAUGUGAGGGGGUCGGAGGAGGUGGGGGAGGAGAAGAAGGGAGUGGAGCUCUGCUCCAGCUGCUGGCAGGUGGCCCCAGCCCCCUCCCCUCCCCAAGAUGCCUCAACCACAGCCUGAGGUUCAACUCUGACCCUGACAUGGCGCCUUCACCGCCCUGUAGCCAGGAGUACAUACAGUCUCGAGGUCGGGGGGACAGGACGCAGGGAUUGGAGGACGAGUGUCCCCCCUCCAUCCCCUUCCUCACCAGACAGAUUCAGAUGCUGAAGAAGAAAGUUCGCAAAUUUGAGGAUCAGUUUGAGCAGGAGAUGAACUACAAGCCGUCACACAACGAUAAAUAUUCAAACCCAGAGAUGAUCAGAGUGAUGAGUGAACUGGCCAAAGCUCGGAAACAGCUCAAAGAGCUCAGACUCAGACAGUCGGUGUUUGAGUCGAAGGAGCAGGACGGUCCAGAGAACACCCUCAGGUACAGCUCCGGGCAGCAGGGGGCGUCAGAGCACAAACCAACCCUGGAGGAAACAGUAGAGUCUCUGUUCAGACGUCUGCGGGAGAAGAGACGAGAUCUUGGUCUCCCCGACAACAUGAAGGAGAUGACUCAGGCUCAGAUGGUGUUGGAGAAGAUCACUCUGCAGAAAUGUCUUCUGUACUUUGAGAGUCUUCAUGGUCGACCAGGAACCAAACAGGAGAAGAACCUGGUGAAGCCGCUGUAUGACAGAUACCAGAUGAUCAAACGUUUACUGUGCGCCAGCCCCAUCUCCACCAUCGAGGAAGAGGAUGGAUCUGAUGAAGACUCUGUGAGUUCAGUGACGGUGGUGGAAUGUCCUGUCCCGCCUCCUCUCAGAGCAGCCCGGCCUUCAGUCGGCGAGGAGGACAGCGACCGGGACAGCGACCCGGCUUUCGUGUCCCCAAUAGACGAAGUGAAAGCCGUCCGUCAACAAGCGGCCGUCACCACAGCCAACCUGCACGAAGCCUCCAGGUCUCAGCUGCUUCAGAGUCUGCGGGAUACGAGAGCAGAGAAAAAGACGAGGCGCAAAGCUCUGAGAGAGUUCGAGGACCAGUUUUACCGUCAGACCGGGAGAAUCUGCCAAAAAGAGGAUCGCAGCCCGAUGAAAGAAGAAUACCAGGAGUACAAACAGCUGAAAGCUAAACUGCGGCUGCUGGAAGUUCUGCUCAGCAAACAGGACGUCACCAAACCCGUGUGAGAGAUGACGGACGCUCCAGUGGAUCAAAACUGGGCUCCAAAGUUACGACAUCAGAUCAUAAUGUGUUUGACGGCUGAACGUUCGGGAUGUCAGGAGUUUUGGUUCAUUGCUGCUUCCUCUUCAGACUGAGCAUUUCUAAAAAGUGUAAAUAAUCCAGAGUUUCACAGAGAGACCAGACGUCUCUGUUGUGUAUGUGCCAGUGUAAACCAGCGUCCUACAGUAUCUGUUCACCUGAAUUAUUGUGAAACUGCCUUUAUUCCAUUUUGUAACGGAACUUUUUUUUCCAUGUGAUUUUUGUUUUUGAUUUAAAGGACCAACAUUUUCAUACGAGACUUUGUGAGUGUCAGACUGAAAGCACUUUAAGGAAAAUACUUCAUCAGGAAGGAAGAAAAAGAACCGAACAAAGAAAGAAGAAGAUGGUCGGGCUGAUAGCAGGGCCUCCUGGAGCGGUGCACCGGCACGGUGGAUGGCGGUUAUAAACUGAACCACCAAUAAGUGAGGUGGUUAAACUAACAUCAGCAGGGGGCAGUAGGUUGUUGGAGGGAUCGAGCUUGUGGGCGGUGGGCCGAACAGAGAAGAAGAAGACAGUAGAUGGUGGUAAUGCCUCUUAAAGUUGGUUACCAGGCCAAUAAGCCGAACAAAGAACUACAUUGUCAGUAAAACAAUGAGAAACUGAACCAUCAUUUCUGAGAGUUGAGAAAAAAAACAGCUGUUAAAUGACAAACAAAAAAUCAUCCUGUUCACUUAAGAUUUCUUAGUUUCUAUGGAGAUGAGACAUUUUGUGACAAGUCCGUUACAGUCAGACUACAAAGUAUCUGAAAUCUCAUGAGGUCGACUCGUACUUUGCUCAGUUACUUUUGUAAAUCUACAUUUCCCUCAUACUUCAUCAAACUGAGGAGAUUCUUUGAUGAUCAGAGGCUCCAACUCAAGAGUUAAUCUCAUUGAGAGCUGGGCCCUGACUUUACUGCUCUGGUUUCAUAAAAGUAAACGUGACAAACUAAACAAUGUCUGGAUCAGCUGCUGAUGUUCAGUGUCUCAGUGAAAUCUCGACUGGAAACAUUUGAGGAUGAAGAUGCAAUUUACAAAUGAUGUGAAAAGAUUAUAUCACAGCACUUUAUGUUAAAAAGAUGUUUUAACACCUUUUACA
Messenger RNA from Paralichthys olivaceus (Japanese flounder), 2478 nucleotides. Lineage: Eukaryota; Metazoa; Chordata; Actinopteri; Pleuronectiformes; Paralichthyidae. The record is from RefSeq and is a predicted model, not a curated record.